AUUGGGUCAAUGAGGCGCACCCAUCACAGCCAUCCUCACUCCUCUAUGGUCUCCUGAAGACCGGUCACUGCUGGCCUCGGCACGCGCAGAGACCUCCCUCUUCGAAGUCUCGGAGAUUGGUCCUGUUUCUUCGCGGUGAGAGCGGCGAUGGAGGGCAUGCAGGAGAAACCCCAGGAGUCUAGCUCCUUUGCCCCCGGGUCCGAAGAGCCUACCGACUCCGGCAGGGGGUCCGAAGUGUUGCCUCCCGAAGAGUCAGAGGGCUGCGCCCGGCCCCUGGAGACGACCCCCAAGAAACUCUGUGGAUACUUAAGUAAGUUUGGAGGCAAGGGCCCCAUCCGGGGCUGGAAAUCCCGCUGGUUCUUUUACGACGAGAAUAAAUGUCACCUGUAUUAUUCGCGGACCGCGCAGGAUGCCAAUCCCUUGGACAGCAUCGACCUCUCCAGUGCGGUCUUUGAUUGCAAGGCGGACGCCGAGGAGGGGACUUUUGAAAUCAAGACUCCGGGCCGGAUUAUUACCCUGAAGGCUACCACCAAGCAAGUGAUGCUAUACUGGCUGCAGCAGCUGCAGAUGAAGCGCUGGGAGUUCCACAACAGCCCUCCUGCACCUUCCGCCACCCUUGAUGCUGCCCUGGCUGGGAAUGGGCCCACCCUGCGCCUUGAACUAGAGCAAGAGGAGGCAGAGCUGGAGGAGUUCCUGUGCCCAGUGAAAACACCCACUGGGCUCGUAGGUGUGGCAGCUGCCUUGCAGCCAGCCCCUGCCAUGCCCUUGGCCCUUCAGAAUAUUUCCCUCAAGCACCUGGGAACUGAAAUACAAAACACGAUGUACAACAUCCGAGGCAACAAGCAGUCCCAAGGAACAGGCCACAGACCUCCAGGGGAAGAUUCUCCACUGAUCGGGGAGCCUCAGAGGGAGGAACAGCCCUCACCCCCUGACCCCAGCGCCCCAGGGAAAGGUCCAGCAGAUUCUCUGAAGCCUACACUCAAGUCCUCUCUGACCGCCAAUCUCAUUCAGAAAGCCAAGCGCCAGAACAACACCUUCCCACUCUUUGCCGAAGGACUCACACGGAACCGAACUGCCCAGGAGAAAGCCUUGGCCUUGGAGCAGCAGGUUCUGAUGCUUACCAAGGAGUUAAAGUCUCAGAAGGAGCUGGUAAGGAUCCUGCACAAGGCACUGGAGGCCGCCCAGCAGGAGAAGAGGGCAUCCAGUGCAUACCUGGCAGCGGCCGAGGACAAAGACCGGCUGGAGCUGGUACGGCACAAAGUGCGGCAGAUCGCAGAGUUGAGCAGGCGUGUGGAGGCCCUGGAGCAGGAGCGAGAGAUCCUGACACAGACGGCGAGCCUGCUGGAGCGGCAGGUGCAAGAGCUGCAGCAGCACGUGCAGCUGCUCAUGGAGAAGAACCAGGCCAAACAGCAGGUCAUCUGCAUGCUGUCUGAGAAGGUCACCCAAGACUUCUUGCAUCCCCCUAACCAGCCCCCCGAGCCCUCAGAUGCUGCAGACAGGGACUUCCUGAGCCAACAGGAGAAGAUGGAGCACCUGAAGGAUGACAUAGAAGCAUACCGGACCCAGAACCACUUUCUGAACUCUGAGAUCCACCAGGUCACAAAGAUCUGGAGACGGGUGGCUGAGAAGGAGAAGGCUCUCCUGAUGAAGUGUGCCUAUCUCCAAGCCAAGAACUGCCAGGUGGAAAGCAAGUACCUAGCAGGGCUGCGGAGGCUGCAAGAGGCCGUGGGGAACGAGGCCAGCGAGUGCUCCGAGCUGCUCAGGCAACUCAUCCAGGAGGCACUGCAGUGGGAAGCCAGCGAUGCCUCUGCCGAUGGUGUGGAGCUGAGCCCCAUUAGCGAGUAUGAUGAGUAUGGCUUCCUGACGGUGCCCAACUACGAGGUAGAAGACCUGAAGCUGCUGGCCAAGAUCCAGGCACUGGAGGUGCGCUCCCACCACCUGCUGGCCCAUGAGGCUGUGGAGCGGCCACUGCGAGACCGCUGGGCUGCCUUGGGUGAGCUUACACCCUCGGUUGAGCUCAAGCAGCUGCUGCGGGCAGGCGUGUCCUGCGAGCACCGGCCACGUGUCUGGAGGUGGCUGGUCCACCUCCGCGUUCAGCACCUGCAGGCCCCUGGCCGCUACCAGGAGCUGCUGAGCCGGGGCCAGGCCUGUAAGCACCCUGCUGCCCGCCAGAUCGAGCUGGACCUGAACCGUACCUUCCCCAACAACAAACACUUCACCUGUCCUACCUCCAGCUUCCCCGACAAGCUCCGCCGGGUGUUGUUGGCCUUCUCCUGGCAGAACCCCUCCAUCGGUUACUGCCAGGGCCUGAACAGGCUGGCGGCCAUUGCUCUGCUGGUCCUGGAUGAAGAGGAGAGUGCUUUCUGGUGCCUGGUGGCCAUCGUGGAGACCAUCAUGCCAGCUGAUUACUACAGCAAGACAUUGACAGCGUCCCAGGUGGACCAGCGGGUGCUCCAGGACCUCCUCUCAGAGAAGCUGCCCAGACUGAUGGCCCACCUGGGGCAGCACCGCGUGGACCUCUCCUUCAUCACCUUCAACUGGUUCCUUGUGGUCUUUGCCGACAGUCUCAUCAGCAAUAUCCUCCUCCAGGUCUGGGACGCCUUCCUAUAUGAGGGCACCAAGGUGUUAUUCCGCUAUGCCUUGGCCAUUUUCAAGUACAAUGAGGAAGAGAUCCUGAGGCUGCAGGACAGCUUGGAGAUAUACCAGUACCUGCGCUUCUUCACCAAGACCAUAUGCAACAGCGGGAAGCUGAGGAACAUCGCCUUCAAUGACAUGAACCCAUUUCCCAUGAAGCAGCUGCAGCAACUGAGGACAGUCCACCGGGAGCGGCUGGAGGCUGAGCUUCGGGAGCUGGAGCAGUUCAAGGCCGAGUACUUAGAGACCCGGGCAUCCCUAGACCCAGUGGUGCCCGAGGGUUGUACCAGCGAGGACGAGGGGGAGGCCUGACUCGGCCACCUGCACUCCCCAAAGCCUUUCUCACCUUCAGCCGGCAGGCCACAGGAGGAUGGCCAUGGCGCACUGGUCCAGCCCCGGAGCCUCAUCACCAUGUGACACUGGAGAAGUCCCUUCCUCUCCCUGGGCCUCAGCCUCCCACCAGAACAUUAUCUUCUGUGACACCACUGGCGCGGUUAUCUCAAGCACAUACCCAGGGAUGCCGCCCCUUUCUCACCUCCUGUUCAGAGCACUUUAACACGCAGACAGCAAGAGUGCUGUCUUCAUAGGGAACCUUGGACAUUCUCUGAGUUUAUCUGUAUAAAACAAUGGAAGUAUAGGAAAUAGUUCACAAGCUUUGGCACUGA
Messenger RNA from Pteropus alecto (black flying fox), 3299 nucleotides. It is a transcript of the gene TBC1D2, whose product is annotated as TBC1 domain family member 2. NCBI's taxonomy places the organism in Eukaryota, Metazoa, Chordata, Mammalia, Chiroptera, Pteropodidae. The record is from RefSeq and is a predicted model, not a curated record. The coding region runs from base 148 to 2946 and encodes 932 amino acids. The transcript has 13 exons.